Molecule: messenger RNA, 3008 nt
Organism: Megachile rotundata (alfalfa leafcutting bee)
Lineage: Eukaryota; Metazoa; Arthropoda; Insecta; Hymenoptera; Megachilidae
Product: CCHC-type zinc finger nucleic acid binding protein
Cellular component (GO): nucleolus
Molecular function (GO): nucleic acid binding; zinc ion binding
Source: RefSeq, a predicted model, not a curated record
AAGUUCCAGUUUUCACAAAAAGAACAACCACAUUCCCUAUUUAGACACAUUAGUACGCAUGUCCGAUAUCAAACAUAACUUUUCAACACGUGGUGACUAAAUUGUCAGUGUAACUGCUGUUUUGUAUAUCCCACAUGUGAUUGCUGUGAAAUUUUAAUUAGGAAUACACUGCUGAAUAAGCCAAUAUAACAAAGCAAACAGGUAAUUGGCUUUUUAAUCUUUUCAAUGUGUAUUUAUUUAUUAUAAUUAGCUUUCAUCAAUGCAAGGUACUUUUAAGCAUUUCAAACAUGACAAGAUAUGCAAGAGCUAAAGGAUCCAAAGCUUCCAACGAAAGAGCACCAAAUGAUGCUACACCAUGGCAUGUAAUGAAACAACAAUUAGUAGAAAAUUUAUCCGUAGCUCAAGAAUGUUCUAAGAAGACUAAAUCUGCAAAAGAAUUGUUGCAUGAAGAGAAAUAUACUUCUAAUGUUGCAAAAAAUAACAAUAGUGAGUGGGCAGAAUUUGAAAGCAAUUGUGAGAGACAAAAUAGUUCAGUAGUAGAGAAGAUUAAGAAGAAACAUAACAAACAACAUUUAAGCACAACAGAAAAUGAUCAUAAUAUGUCUUCAAAGAAAAGUGAUGAAAGUGGUGUUAAAGUUACACAAAAAUUAUUGAAAAGAAGCAUUGAUGUUAAUGAUGAUUGUACGACAGAAGUAAAAAGCAAGAAGUACAAAAAAAUGAAUAGUCAAGAUGAUAAUAUAAAUGAAGUUGAAAAGAAAUUGGACCAAGUUGAUACAAAGGUUGAUGAAACAGACUCAAAUACUAAUAAAUUAAAUAAAAAAAGAAAUAACAAUAAAUAUAAUACUACAGAAGAAUCUACUAAAAUGCUAGUUGAAAGCAAUGACAAUUCACAAAUAAAAGAUAAUGAAACAAACCAUACACCUGAUUUGAAAAACAAAAUUCAAGGUGUUUUAUCUAAACGUCAAAAACGCAAUUUGAAAAAAAGGCAGAAUAUAGCAUCUGAAGCAGGAGCUGAUACUAACUCUGAAAAUUUUAGUAACAGUAAUGAUAGGAAUUAUAGUACAGAAAACAAUCAGACAAAAAGAUUUAAUAACGGAUUUGCAACUCAGUCAAUGAAUUUUAGAAAUGUUCCACACCAGUUUGGUAAGAAAACUUUUCAAAAUAAUAAACGCAAACAGAAACCCCCUAAAAUACGGGAUGACAAAGAACAUAAAAGAAGAAAACCAGACGUAGGUUAUUCAAAAAUGGUGAUCAAUGGUGUUGAAGUAGAAAUUGUAAAAUUUGACGGUUUCCCAGUUAAAAAGGAAGAUGCAGAUAGAUUACAUGAGUUGAAACAAAAAAUGAUUAUGAAAGGAAUUCCUGAGAAGGAUAUAAAUGCAGCCAUGAAAUUGGAAAGAAGGAAAGCUGAAAAAGCAUUAGCAAGAAUUAAAAAAUGCGUUUGCUUUCAUUGUCGUAAAUCAGGACAUAAUUUAUCUGAUUGCCCUGAACUUCAAUCUGAACAAGCGGGUACUGGAAUUUGUUUUAAAUGUGGAUCAACAGAACAUACACAUUUUGAAUGUAAAGUAGCUAAACCAACAGAAUUUAGAUAUGCAACAUGUUUCAUUUGCCGUGAACAAGGACAUAUUGCUAAACAGUGUCCUGAUAACCCUAAAGGAGUAUAUCCUCAGGGGGGUUGUUGUAAAAUCUGUGGAGAUGUUACACAUCUGAAGAAAGAUUGCCCAGAUUUAAUCAAGGAAAAGGAGGAAAAUACUAUUACAGUGAACACAAUUGCAAAUACUGAUAUAGAAUCCUUGGAAAAUAGUAAAAUUGUUCCAAAUGAAAAAGAUGAUAAAUCUAAAAAAAUAGUAAAAUUUUAACGAAAUAGAAUACAAUUAAUUGUAACAUAAACAUACAGAUUUCGUACUACAUAGAAUGUUUAUUGUAUACAUUUUAAUGAACUAAAUAUUUGCAAUGUAAACAUAAAAUUUAUUGAAAGGUACAUGUAUUUGACAUGUAUAUACAUAUACAUAUUUUUCAUACAUAUAUUUUAAUGCUACCUAAACCACUAUGAUGAAAAAUCUGAUAUCAACAAAGACGUAAUGAAUAUUUCCAUAAUCGAUACAUCGCUUAUUUACAUCAUUCUUGGAUUUAUAAAUCAGUACUUUUUACAUAUUAGUUAUACAAUGACACUGCAAAAUUAUAUACUCGUUUAAAUAAAUUUUUCUAAAUUAAAGAAAUAAAUUAAAGUCUGUGAUAUCAGAUUUUUUCUAUGUACAGAGCGCGAAUCAUGAAAACAUAUUUAGAUAUAUGAAUAUUAUCUGUACAUAGUAAUAGCUCCUUAUACAUAUACGUUGGUAUAGUUUGAAAAACUUUUCAUAUUAAUUUAAAAUUCAUAGUUUUUUUGUAUCUGCCUUGUCAUAUAAAUGACACAUAACAAGUAAAAACGUACAAUUAAUUUUUUUUACUAUCAUAAGUUUUUUUAAAUAUUCAAUGUUGGUAUAUUACCACAAAAUUAUAUGUUCAAUUCGUACAAUUUUCAUUUGAUUAUUACAAUAUGAAUCAAUAAUCUGUACAAUUUGUAUACUUAAAAUAAACAUUGUCCUUUGAAGUACGAAUUUUAUGAAUAUAUAAUAUAUAUUUAUAUUUGUAUCUAUAUUACAUUUGUCCUUAUACUGUACUAUGUAUAAUAUAUAAAUUCUCUAUACUUUAUAUUAAUUUUCUACAUAAAAGUUAUACUUUUAUCACUUCUAAUGGCAGACAAAUAAUGUUACUACUGCAAUGAUGAUUAAUUCUGUGCAUAAUGAAAAGUAUGCAUCUGUGCUUUUUAAAUCUUAAACUGUUACAUUAGACAAUUACAUUAUUGAUAUUUCAUUCACCGCAAUCCCAUUUGCCGUAUCACUAGUUAUUUCAAAAAUGCUUGAUAUUGAGAACUGAAUAUGUAGCAUUUCGAAGUUCAUAAUCAUAAUUAAAUUAAAAAAAUAAAUGUAAUGUAUUGCAACGUAUAUUAAAAGACUGUGAUGUUAUAGAAA